CCCCUCCCCCCUUUAAUCCGGUCUUCCGCCUUACCCCCUCUCUCCUGAAUAACCCCCCUUUCUCGCGAUCGCGCGCCGAACUCAAUUCGCCGACCACAAUGCCUGCGUACGAACUUCGCUCCGGUGGUGAUGUCAAGAACAAGAAGCAGAGUGUCGCCGACCUCAAGUAUCGCCGUCUGACCGAGCUCAAUGCCCGCCUGAAGGAGGAUCUCGACCGCCCGCGGGUCAAGGUGUCCGAGGCUGCGCUCUCUCUCAUCAGCUACUGCAACAACACUCGCGACUUCAUGGUUCCCUCCGUUUGGGGCCAGGUCGACAAGCGGGAGGACCCCUACGCCCCCCAGCAGCAGGGCGGCUGCUGCACCGUCAUGUAAUGCAACUCAUGACACUAAUUACUCUCGAUCGCCCGUGACACGAUGUCUUGAUUUCCCUUCUCCUAAUUCCGGAUCCCGAUGAUCGUUUUCUCUGCCCCCUCUGGACCCGACCACGAACAACCACCGCUCGCCUGCCGGGCGCGGCGCGAGAUGUGGACCCUGAAGAAUCGUCUUGCUGGCCCUGCACGACCCUUCCACGUCUAUACGGGACCAUGCGGGUAUCUUACCUUUUUGAUAUGUCGUUAUUCCUUGUCAACCUCGGCAGUUGUGUCCCGGACGCUGCGUGAUGUCGAGUUUGCUCUGUCUUUUCUAUUUUGCCGGAUGUUCUUCUACUACUA
Molecule: messenger RNA, 709 nt
Organism: Penicillium cinerascens
Lineage: Eukaryota; Fungi; Ascomycota; Eurotiomycetes; Eurotiales; Aspergillaceae
Product: guanine nucleotide-binding protein subunit gamma
Exons: 3
Coding region: 99-371 (90 amino acids)
Biological process (GO): G protein-coupled receptor signaling pathway
Cellular component (GO): heterotrimeric G-protein complex
Molecular function (GO): G-protein beta-subunit binding
Source: RefSeq, a predicted model, not a curated record